GGACUUCUUGCGGGCUUCUUCACGCGGUAUCAUCACGGGAGUCACACUUUCUAUGUUGGAACAGCCAUAUUCAGGGACGCAGUCGAAGGAACAAUGAGCCAAUAAUGAUAUGAGAAUUCAGUCCCGUUCCGCCAUGGCUCCGACGACGUCACACCUCCCUAUGGCUGCUCCGUCCUCCCUCCCUCCCAAGGUCGCUGGUCAAGUAACCUUCUAUUUGCAUGUUGCGUUCUCUCAACUGUCAUGGACGUACUCUGCCGCACCUGCAGGCGGAAAAGGUCCGGCCUCUGUUCUCCUAUUGUGGUGGGGGGAAGAAGGGGCGGGAACUCUCUUCACCCCUUCGAUAACUGGCGCAGUGGAGCAACCUACGGCCCAGACUUCUACGAAACCCCGACCGACGGCUGCAUCACUUCUUCCGGUGCCACUGCGACGAGCAUCCACCUGGUCGAGCGCCCCAACGAGUGAAUUCCCCGCCGGGAAAGGCUUAGGAAAACCUGGGACAUCCAUCAACAUCCCCGGCACGCAGAAAAUCACGCGCCGCCAGUAUCCGAUAAGAUGCCGCAAAUCCCAGCUCGACGCGUACUUCAGAGACAUGGGGCCACUUACCCUUCAGGUGCUGGUGAACUCCACCGUUUGUGGUGAGGUUACGGUUGAUAAUCUGCGGAAACUGACGGCGGAACCAUCCGACAGCAUAAGUGGACUUUAUCCGAUCCUUGAGGCGGUACCAGCGAACGGAAGGAGCAGCAUCCGGGGCAAAAGCGGAAAGCGGAAGAAAUUGGGCGAGGUGCACAUAUCGAUGCACUUGAAACCACCAGGGACUGGUAUAUUAGGUGCAGUUCCACCAGGGAAAGCGUCAAAGCCAAAGAUGAAGAAUGUGGCGGAGAUAUCCGAUCCAAAAGCAGGGAAGAAUGACGCGUUGGGAAGUCCGGUUGGAGCUGGAAUUGCGCGUGCGGAUCCUCGGACGGGGAGACAGCCGGAGGAAAAGCGUCAGAAACAGUCAGAGGUCACGGAAAGUAGGCCGAUUCCUGCGUCGCCUCGGGCGCCGGAAAGCGAGCACCGCAGGCACACGAAUAAGAACGCCGAGGAAGCGUCCACUACUGCGAGCCAUGCUUCCCAUUCCGCCUCUGCCAGUGAAGGCGGAGCCGACGCCUCGGAUCUUGCCGCCAGAGACAAAGCAGGCGAGCAGCCGUCGUAUGUUGGAGCAUCGGAGUCGGAGCAGAACGAGCAAUCCUGUAGUGCUGGUUACGACACAAAGGAAGACAUUGACGUACACUUGGCUGCUACCAUGCGUGAGAUCCAAGAGCUGGCAGGAGACUUUCAGGCGUCUCGCGAUCUCGGGAACCUGUCCAGCUCUCCAGAGUCAAACUCAGAUAUCUUGGGAGAUGAUAUUCUCAUCGAAGCGCUGAACUCGGAAGCGGGCAAGACUCUCAUCGGCCAGGGCAAAGUACGCCAUCCAUCUGGGUAUGACAACUAUGUUGCUUCGGAUGACGGCAGCGAGGACGAGAGGACGGAUGGAGGCCGGGAUGGAGAUGAUGAUGAAGAUGAUGAUGGUGCACAGUCAUACGAAGAUCGCGACGACUUGAGCAUCGACGAGCGGAAGCGAAGAGCCAUUCUUCCUCGCUAUCCAACAAGAGCGCAAGUAGACACAGAAGCGAAACCCGGUAAUCGCAAAUUGUCAAUGGAGCGACUCACCUCGCUUGGCCGAGUAACCUCCAUCUGCAUAACUGCUCAUAAUCUCGAGCUGCAACCAGAAAGCGUUCCGCAUUCCGCCACAGGAUUGUUCUUGGACAUCACUAUCCCAUGGGGACCGGGCAGAGGGACUGAGCGGAUCACCAUGCCCUCUAAGAGCCUUCCGCGUCUCACUGCGUCACGCAAUGCCAGUCGCCGCCCUGUCGGAGCUCCGCCGGAAAACUCCAAAUGGAUCGCUGCUUUUGAGCGGGAGCAGGUGUUCCCCUGCACCUUCGACGCGUCUCUGGUCAAGUCGUGGGUGGGGAACGAUAUCGAGUUUCAAAUUACCGCUAACCAGAUCCCGGUAUCCAAACUCGGUUCGCGGACCACCCUAGCUGCGCGACAAAGAACAGCAGCGCAGCCUUCGUGGUCGAUAGGGGGCACGUUACCCUGUAGGAAUGUGCUCUUCAAUGAGGGGCUCAUAUUGAAAGGGAAAGUACCGCUGUCGUCCAAACGAGGAGGCCCACGAAACGCCGAGAGACAAAGCAACAUUGGGGAACUACAUGUCACCGUUGAGUUGCAAUACGCAGCCCCCAGCUCAGUCACGGAGCAAUCAUCUACCCACCCAUGGACAGCGCCACCAUUGAACGCUCCCACAGAGGAAAGGAAAGCGAAAGCGUCGGAUUUGCGUUCCGGCACAGAACCCUUCCGCGCCCCACCCGUUCCGCAUUAUCUGUAUCUGAACAUCUCCACCGCUCGAGCUUUGUCAAUCAUGCCAACGCUCAAUGCCAGCACAGUACAACUCUUCCUCAUCGUGCGGUUUUUCUCCUCGUCUAGCCCACCGAUCGAAACCGCCCCUAUCUCCUACAAGCCACCGUUCGAUCUACAAACCGGGAAACUGAACCCUCCUUCGGAGUUUGGCUUUCACUACACAGUUCCGUUGGCGAUCACGGAACAAUUUGUCAGAACGCACAGCGAGACACCUCUGAUCGCGGAGGUAUGGAUGGUGGAUGCAGAAAGUGCCGUUACGGCUCCCACGCUGCCUACCACCAAGGAAAGGGGCAAUAGCACGCUAGUUGAUCGGGGCGCAAAACUGCUGGGACUGGUCAAACUACCGUUCUCGCAAGUACUCAAAACGCUCGUUGAGGCGUAUAGAUACCCAGCUGCAAGCUACGAGGAGCUUCCUGUUAUGGUGCCGAACGCCGAGUAUGCCAUUCUGGACCCUUUUUCUGGCAAUGCGAAGGGAUGGGUGACUGCUUCUCUCGCUCUGGGGACCUGGGGUCAGGUUAAGAAGAUUAGGCCACCGGACCACAAGCCGGCGGAGGCGGACCGCGAGACUGAACGUGGCAAAUCCGCUGAGGCUUCGGGCAGAGAUGAAAAGACAAAGCGGCGUCAUGUGAAUCGCCAUCAUGAAGGAGAUCAGGCCGUGGGGAGCAGGAAGGCACCUCGGGAACGGCGGAAAUCCAAGGAAGGUGGAUCGGACUGCCAGAUGCUGAUCACCAUACACCGAGCAUGUGGAUUACGAGGCUUGAUUAGCGCGCUACUGCGGCACCGCACGAACACGCACCAAUCAAGCUCAGAACGCGAUCAGUACACGCCUUUACAUUUCGCAGAGGAAGUCGGCGUGAAUGCCUUUGUUCGGCUGCAAAUGUUUUCGCAGAGAAUAUCACAUGUUCGCCAAUCCUCGAUUUCGAGCGAGACAGCCCAAGAAGACUUCACUGAAGACGACGUCUGUGUGGAAACGCCGAUCAUUGCGCAUACAUAUACCCCAGACUGGGAGUUCUCGGCCGAAUUGACUGUCAGGGGUCUCGACGAUGACCUGAUCAGAUGGAUGCGGCAAGGAGGCGAGGCCAGGGGGGAGAUCUGGCACAAAGUACCACGCGACGAGGGCGAUGCAACAUUCAGCGAGGACGUCCUUCUGGGGACCUUUGGCGUGCCAUUGCGAGAGUGUUUGUUGAAAUCCCACGGAGUCGACAAGGCUUGGUUGACUGUUGUAGGGCAUGACGAUGCGGAGGCGGCGAUCAGGGUUUCCGCGCGAUUUGCGCCGGGAUUUGAUCUGCCGCUGGGACUGGGGCAAGGAUAUAUUCUGAGAGCGGGGGAGCAUUGGUGGUGCCAAAUGCAAAUCACCGCUAGACGAGUCAAGGUGGCUACGCAGAGACCCAAGGCGGCCGGGACACAUCUCACGAACCCAUCUCCUUUCGCUGUCGAGGAUAUGCACAUCUACGUCAGAUGGCAUCGUGUACGCCAACCCGUCAGUGAUGUAGAUGUCAGCGAAGAGUUCACAACAGAAUCGUCGAGGCCAGUUCCAGCACGGCGAAGCUAUGGAGAUCAAACGCUGGUCGCCGAUUUGGACUACUCUUUCGAAGAGGAGUUCGAAAUCACGUCCUCUGUGUACAAAGCGAUGGCCGAAGAAAGACUUGCGUUCGAGAUUAUGCAACGCGGAUCAGAGGGGAAGGAUGACACUCUCCUCGGAACGGCUUAUGUAGAUCUUUCGGAGUUAUACGGGAGGAUGCGAAUAACACACUCCAAAGGCAAAGGGUCUCCCUCCAGACGUCAGCACCAAAAGUCGUCGAUCAUCGAUGGAACCUUUCAAGUGAUACACCCGAGUGUACCGGAUCUGUUGGGGUCAUCGAUCGAGUUGCGUAUCGGUCUUACUCGUAGCGAAGAGCCUCUGAAAGGAACGAAUGCGAAACCCGACGUAGAAGCAUCAGAAGAGCUGCAGACAAAGGACUUGCCAGUCCGAACGAUACCAACUGUAACGAUACCAAUUGUCCCAACCCUACCGCCUGAGAUUUCUGUGCCACCCAUACCCAUCGACGUCAUUGUCGAAAAAGCAAUGCAGCUUCCGCUCAUGGCGGACCCAGUAUGCACAUACCUUCCGUCGCCGUUUGUUCCGCAGGAUCAGCAGCAGUUGGCACCACCAAAUACAUUCGUCACCUUCAAUUGGGCUGGAACACCCGAUACAGAUGUGAGAACACCGGUCGUUCCAGCGCAGCGCUCUCCAACUUGGAACUUCACUGCGACAGUUGCUCAGGAAAGAACUGAGGCCGCGUUACGGCAACUCAAGGCAGAGAAAUCCAUUACGUUCCAGGUGUGGCAUGCUCCUAGUUAUGGCAUUGGACGCAAGCCGGCCCCAGAUCUGAUUGCAACCAACGUGGUAUCCGACGACCAGCGGACAGAGCUGCUUGGAUCGGCCGUGGUGGAAUUGGGCGGUCUGUUUGGCGGAUUCAAGGAGAUACAUGGCUGGUAUCAUGUGCUGGACGAUCGAAAGUUGUCGAAGGGUCAACUCCUCAUCCGUGUGCGGCCAGCCGAGAACGUGGCGGCCAUCUUGCGGGAAAUGACAGGCGCACUGGAGUAUAAAGGCCACGGGUCGAAAGGAUCAUCCUGUGGUCGCCGAACGUUGGAGGAUGCAUGCGCAGACAUGCCAGCGGUCGCCAUCGCUGUGCCUUCCAACAGGCGCGAGGAAACGCUAUCGAGCAGUAUCCAGUCAUUAGUGACGGCUACAUCCACAAGCAAAAUGGCCUUGCAGGCCGGACAAAUUUUCGACACCUGGGUAUGGACGGGAAGCAAAUGGGCGCAUCGACAGCUGGAUGUACGUACAGUGGAAGACGAAACAAGCACGUUUCCUGCAGGCAAGCUGGAUGCUGUGAUAUGGACACCAAACGAUGCAGAACAAGAGAAUCCGGGUUCCCAAAACUUCCGGGGUACCGCUACAUUAGGAGGCCCAGAGGAAGGACUUGAUACACGACCAAGUCCUGAAAAGACGACAACAGGCACCGGUUUGCGGUCUAGGACAGGAGUACGGACGCCACCGCCAGCAAUUGCGAGCAAUGGAGCUGGUCUCCCCUCGCCCAGAGCAACAACUUCCCAUGAUCGUCCAGCGUCCCUAAUACUGACCGCAAGAACCGCACCGGUGUCAAACAAGGCUAUUGAGGAUUCGCCCUCGAGUUCUCCGCUAUCUAGUGACGGCCUGUAUCAAAGGGAGGAGCCUGACGAUUCCAAACGUGGCCACUCAAACGAUCGGCCUACAAUCUUCGGCGCUUCACCGUCACAGUCGGAAGCCAGGGAAGGUACAUGUCUUGCGGAUGAUGAUGAAGCAGGCGAGUUGCGAGUGAGUCACCUGCGAUCUCCAAACGAGCAGGGACCCAUCCGCCAUGAGUCAACAGCUGUUGAGAAAACUUCCCGUUCAACUGUUAUAUCGAAAACGGCGUCACUUUCUGCCCAGCAUGCUGAGGUCUCGCAGACAAACACCGACGAUGUCCAGGCUGGCAUCGCGGAGAAGCCUGAUGCUCACCUGCACAUGGAGCAUUUUCACUUAGGUGCCUCCUUGCCAGAAGCGGGCGUCCUUCAAAACAAAGCUAUUGAGCAGAUCAACGAUGAAGAAUUGAGCCCUGAGGCCCGGAAAGGAACAAUUGCACCCGUCACACAGAUGACGAACGGCGGGGAGUCAUGUUCUAUCGAUCCUUCGCGUUUGGCAGGAAUGGACCUGCAUGAUCACGUAGGUGACUUUCGUGUUCGAUAGCGACAGGCUGCUGCUAAUUACCAUUGCCUAGGUUUCGUUGGAAAGUCAUCUGGAUACGAAACUGAACGAUACGACAGAGGGUGUGGAAAAGCGGAAUGUGCGAGGUGGGACCUCCCCCCACAGGUUCCAUUCGGACCUGAAAC
This is a messenger RNA of Fimicolochytrium jonesii, 6330 nucleotides long. RefSeq lists its product as uncharacterized. Gene Ontology annotation, cellular component: centriolar satellite; centriole. Bases 110 to 6187 code for a protein of 2025 amino acids. Lineage: Eukaryota; Fungi; Chytridiomycota; Chytridiomycetes; Spizellomycetales; Powellomycetaceae. The record is from RefSeq and is a predicted model, not a curated record. Gene Ontology annotation, biological process: centriole elongation; cilium assembly. The transcript has 2 exons.